AAAUUAAUGUUGUUAGGCUGGAUUUUUUAGGGGUCAAAGGUGGUAUCCCUGCGAGCUGUGAAUCGGAGAAAAAUUUUGGCAUCUGAAAUAUUCUGAGCUGAACGAAUAGUCACGCUAUAGAGAUUAAUGUGUGUUGCUCACAGAUCACCUCCAGUUGAUCCAGCAAAACUCUGCCUCGAGAGUUGAAACUGACCAACCAGAAGAUACCCUUUUAUGUCGAUACAAGAAACAAUUGAAGAAUCUCCAAAAUUAAGAAGAAAAUGUACGUUGCAUCAAGUGAUCCUGAUGACCUAUUGUAUGAUGAUAUCUUAAGCAGCACGUUCUGGAUUCUAGGAAAAUAUGACUCGAGGCUGGGAGGAAAAUUGAGGAGCUGAGUUAAGAAAACAUACGUCUCACUACAAGGAGGAUAUGCAUCAAUAUAAUUAUUGUCCGUUACUGUGGUUACUCUGAGGACAUGCAAGCAUAAGAUUCAAUGGUUGUUCCCACGCAGGAAGAGGAUAAAGUGAGGAAAAGAACUAAUUGAGGGAGCGGAAGAAAAUGGUGACCCUCUCCUUGAGGCAGUACCUCACCAAGCAACCAAGGCUAUCUUGUGGUUGGUUCCUCUGGGGUGAAGAUGUAUCGAUGGACCAAGUCUGUUCUGAGGGGGAGAGGUGGUUGUUACAAGUAUUUGUUCUACAGUAUCGAGAGUCAUUGAUACAUGGAACUGGUCUGGCCUGCGCCAACAGGCACUAUACCAACCCAGUGGGCACGGAGUGGUGUUGGAAGAUGGACGAUGCAGAUAAAAAAGCUCUGGACAGUCACUACCAAAAUGGUCAAACAAAUCAAAGCACAAUAACAACAACAAGAUCUAGUGAGAGGAACACACGUACUAAAGUGAAGAUGAGAAUUGGGCAAGAGUUUGAAGUAUCACAAGACUGUGUGCCAGAACUACUAAUCACCAUACAAUACGUGGAUCAGAAUCAAUCCACAAGAACGAAAGUGGUAGAAUCUCAACAACCCACCAUAAACAACCCCACAGCAGAAACACGAAAAACACAAGGAUCAUCUGUGAGUACUGCUCUUCAACAGCUGAUGGACACAUGUCCGCUCACUACUGCCCAAGUCAACAGGGAAGUCCAGCAAGAAGACGUAUCAUAUUUGGCUCCCUGUUUUGACAAUGUGGAGCUCUAUGUCGAUGCUAUGAAAUUAACCCCUGGCGAACAAAGUGAUGUCCAGUUGAAAAAGAGUAACCACCUAGCUAUGAUCGAGUGUUUGAAAAUCUGGAGAGGAAAACAGCGCUCACAAGCGACAUUCAGGGCCCUUCUGGAGAUGUUAGUAAAACUGAGAAAAGGGGAGAUUGCUGACCUAGUCUGUCAGUACUUGAAAGAGCUGUGAGAAGGUGCACGUAAUACAGCACUCCAUAUCAGAACAGAACCCUUAGAUUAGCUUUAUCCCUAAUGUGUGGUUAUUAUUGUGUACGUGUGUUUUGUACAUUGUGUGUUUGAAAUGAAUUAUAAAAACUG
Messenger RNA from Halichondria panicea, 1502 nucleotides. RefSeq lists its product as uncharacterized. Gene Ontology annotation, molecular function: protein binding. The transcript has 7 exons. The record is from RefSeq and is a predicted model, not a curated record. Bases 538 to 1374 code for a protein of 278 amino acids. Gene Ontology annotation, biological process: signal transduction. NCBI's taxonomy places the organism in Eukaryota, Metazoa, Porifera, Demospongiae, Suberitida, Halichondriidae.